AUGCCGAAACUACGUUUACCGCAAAAUAAUCAUUAUCAUCCGAUAUAUGAUGAGUUACUUGAUAUAAUUAAGUGUCUACAAGCUGUCUUUGCCUCUAUAUUCAAAUACCAGGACCUUAUUUUAUUUGGUAUUAAACAAGCUAUGAUACCCAGAAUAUAUGAUCUAAAUACAGAAACUUUGGAAAUAGCGGGUAAGCCUAGUAAUUAUCCCUGUUACAGCCUCAUCUUUGCAAAAGCCAAUUUCUCUGCACAACUUGUCAGUUUUAUUAAGUCUGAGUACUCCAAUAAUAUUUUUGGGGCUGGCAAGAUAUUUGCUUCUAUUCGUAUGAGGAUGGGCACUAUUUAA
This is a messenger RNA of Phycomyces blakesleeanus NRRL 1555(-), 345 nucleotides long. RefSeq lists its product as hypothetical. NCBI's taxonomy places the organism in Eukaryota, Fungi, Mucoromycota, Mucoromycetes, Mucorales, Phycomycetaceae. The coding region runs from base 1 to 345 and encodes 114 amino acids. The record is from RefSeq and is a predicted model, not a curated record. The transcript has 4 exons.